Molecule: messenger RNA, 764 nt
Organism: Purpureocillium takamizusanense
Lineage: Eukaryota; Fungi; Ascomycota; Sordariomycetes; Hypocreales; Ophiocordycipitaceae
Exons: 4
Coding region: 51-377 (108 amino acids)
Source: RefSeq, a predicted model, not a curated record
CAUCGUCGCCACCCCAGUCCGACAGAGCAACGACGCCCACACAUCCCACAAUGCUCGGCGCCGCAGGAAUCCUCGUCCGUGGCACCGGCCGCACCAUGGCCGCCCGUCCCUUUUCCACAUCGGCUCGCCGCAUGGCCGACGCCGCCGCCGCCGCGCCGCUGCCCGCGCGGAAACCCAUGGGUGCUUUCCGGGGAGGACUCUUCGGCUUCCUCUUCGGCUGCGUCCUGUCGGGCGGCGCCGUCUACAGCUACGUCUUGAACGAGUACAAGACCUCCAACGACCUCCUGACCGAGGACAUCUAUACCCUUCAAGCCUCCGUCACGCGCCUGACCAACUACGUCAAGAACCUCGAGGAAAGGACACAAGCAAGAAAGUGAGGAACGCUCGCGCAUCGUUGGAGCGUCGCGGGAGCCAUCGCAGACUGCGGUUCCGCUGGCCGUCGCGUGGAGCGGCGAGCCCAACCACGGGGAGAUGCGUGAUAUACGUGCCGGAGGCUUGCGACUGUACUAUUACCCGCUCGAACCAGAUUCAUCACAGUGACGACCGCAGGGACCAGCCGCGUUUCAUGGUAUCGCAUCGCAUCGCAAUUGCUCAGUGACUGCAAACUACCGCGCAAACCUAUGGAAACCCCCAGGUAUUCAGAUAACCUGCAAAUCCGCGCCCGGGAAUAGUCAUGAUCGUGGGGCGUUGGGCGCUCCCUUUUACACACAAAGAGUACAUGGUCACGUUUACAGUUCGUCGUGCUCCUCCUUCUCCUCCUUGGC